GGGAUGGUGAGUAUUAUAUACCAUUGCAAAAAUCAAUGGAGAAUAUUAUACUCCUGUCCAUCUCUGCAACUCUCAAUUCGAUAAUUCCUAGGGAGUGGCGAAACCCAUUUAAAUGACAACAAAUUCAAAAAAUUUCCCAGUCAAAAACUAAUUAUCGCGUCACUCCCACCCCACCCACCCACCCACCCAUCCCCUUUUCUCUCUGCAAACUCUAACAACUCUCAGUUUUGUUUUUUCAUUCUUUCACAGUUUCACUAAAUUCAAUUCCCAACUCAGGGGGUUUCCAUUUCCUAUUUCCACAUGGAAACCCUAAUUCCAAAUCUCCCCCUUUUUUUCUCCUUCUUCCUUCUCAUUUACCUCUCUGCUCAGUUCAUCGUCUUCCGUAGCUGGAGUCCCAAAUUCCGUCCCGAAGCCUCCAGUUGCUUAAUCUCUCUCUUUCACGGCACCCCCGCCGUCUUUUUCGCUGCCUACGCUAUUUUCACCGAUGCAAGCCACAGUUUCUCCUCUCCGAAUACGAGAACCCAAAACGCCGUUCUUGAUUACAGCAUUGCUUAUUUUUUAAUGGAUCUCGUUCACUACAUAGUCUUUUUCCCUAGCGACCUUCUUUUUAUCGGUCACCAUUUAGCGACGCUUUUCGUUUUCAUCACUUGCCGUUACGUUGUUUCUCACGGCGCGUUCGCUAUACUCUCUUUGCUCAUUCUUGCUGAAGUGACAAGCGCGUGCCAAAACGCCUGGACACUCGCGCGUGCUAGAAGGGAGGAUGUGAAAUUCGCUGCUAAACUGUACGACUCACUGUCGCCGCCUUUUUAUGCGUUUUAUUGUUUAGUGAGAGGGUUUUUGGGUCCGUAUUUUGUUUAUAAAAUGGGAAGGUUUUAUGUAAGUGGAGUUGCUGAAAAUGUUAUACCUAAAUGGGUUUGGGUUUCUUGGAUGAUUGUUGUGAUGAUGGCUAUUUCUGUUAGUUUAUUGUGGAUUAGUAAUUUGUGGGUUGAGUUGUAUAGGGAGAAGAAGGGUAGAUUUGGAAAGAAAUUGACAUAAUGAGGUUUAUUAGAAUUGUAAUCUUCUUUCCUUUUUCUAUUUUCUGCUGGGUGGGUUAGAGAAUUCAGGUUAUAGAAUUAUGUCGUGUAACACUCAAAAAGAUGUGUUUUGGGGGCUGAAAUUAUUUCUGAUAAUGGAUGCCAAAUUUUUGACAUGUCACUUGUGUUCCAUUUACUAAAUGAAAUUUGUUUCUAUUAUCCCA
Molecule: messenger RNA, 1237 nt
Organism: Ricinus communis (castor bean)
Lineage: Eukaryota; Viridiplantae; Streptophyta; Magnoliopsida; Malpighiales; Euphorbiaceae
Product: TLC domain-containing protein At5g14285
Exons: 1
Coding region: 301-1035 (244 amino acids)
Cellular component (GO): membrane
Source: RefSeq, a predicted model, not a curated record